AUGGGCAGUAUGCCGUCGUUGCGGCGACAGCACCUCCUGGCCGAAUUUGCUGGCCUGAAGCAGGCUUGUCCGGAGGGGGUCUUUGUGAGCUUGACGCCAGGAGACCCGAUGCUAUGGUCCGGCGUCAUGUUUGUGAGGCACGGACCCUACGCUACGGCUAUCCUGAGAUUUCAGAUUUCGUUCCCAGACACAUAUCCUCGACUACCGCCACUGGUCACUUUUUCAACAGACAUUUUCCACCCCCUAAUCACACCAUUAACCACGUACAUGUACACCACCGACAUUCAGGACAACGGCACGGUAAGCGCCACCGACGCAGAACGCCUACCGCCCGGAGGUUUCAGUCUACGACAUGGGUUUCCCGCUUGGUUUGGGCGGGGCAGCAAAAGCAACGCGGGGAGCCGACAGGUCAGCGGCCAGCAGCAACAACAACCGCCCGCGACGCCUGCCAGAGGCGGUGGGGAGCCACCCAGCACUACGUCGACGCCGAGCUCAAAGGCGACGCCUCUCGGAGGACGGCCUGGGUAUCUCGACACUUCGAGGCGAGAGGUCUCCACGUACGAGGUCUUGCGAUAUAUCCGGAGCACGUUCGAUGACGAAAAGGUGCUAGACUCGGUGCCUCUCGAAGCUGCGGGAAACCCUGGCGCGUGGCAUGCGUGGCGGACACGUCAGCGACAGACGGGCAAGAGUUUUCCUGGCGAUCCGGUACCGCAGGAGAAGAGUGAAAAGGAGCAAGAGAGCGACAAAGUGGCAGAGGCUGCUGAUGGUGCUCAGGAGAAGAAGGAAGGCGAAGCGGAAGGGGAAGAAAAGGUGGUGGAGGCGCCGCCUCCGCUACCUGAGAGGAAGCCUUCCACCAGCGGGAGUGUUCACUCCAUUGUUAGGAAACCUAUCGGUAGUGCGCCUUCCGUCUCCAGAAAGCCUGGGGAAUGGAAUUGGGAAGGCGUUUGGGAGGAUAGAGUACAGAAAGGCAUCGCGACGUCCCUGUCUGAGGCGGUCUUGUACGGGGCGACGUCGGGUGGGGAUGACCUGAUCAACUUCCUUGCAAUGGAGGAAGGCGACGUGGACGCUAUCAUCAUUCCAAGACGUCAGAUCAUCACGUGCAUUACUUACCGUCUUGUUACUUCGACUAUGGGCCUCUCAACUCCCGUAGCCGCAGUUCUCAUCGUUCUCGUCACCGUCGUACCCAUGCUACUCAUCGCAGGCUUCACCGCCCGCUUCAUCUCACGCAACUUCAGGGACGCAGCCGGUGCCAUCGAACCCAAGCCAGCGAGACGCUGGUUCGGCCUCCGACGCGUCAAAUCGAACGACAGCGCCACCACCAGCCUCGCAACCAACACGCUACACUACGCCGACUCGUGGCCGGAUCUCGAAAGUCUCAGGACGUACCAGGACACGCCGACACCUUCGAUCCAGCGCGGCAUCCACGAGUCGUUUGAGCUGGAGUUUCUCGCCGACAAGGCGGAGAACGGAUCGGAGAGGGGCGGUCCCGAAGUCCCGCAGCCGCUCAAGGUUCUCAAGAGACUCGGGCGUGAUUCUGGAGGGGAGUCCCGAGGAGAUGCAAGCGGCUCGCAAUCAGUUGCCGAGACUGACGAGGGUGUAGACGGUGUCUCGGGACCGUUUGGCGAGUCACUCGUUGACCACCAGCUUGGGAUAAGUUCGUUUCACAUGCUAUUCCUGGGCCACUCGAUGAUGGCCUUGAGGCAGUAUCCCAAGCACCACAACGCGAUCCUUUCAGGCAUGGGUGUAUUCACAGCAUGGAUAUCCAAAUCGUUCCGCUUGGAAACAGUUGUAUUCUUGAGACAAUUCGGGAUGAUCCUAUCCAAACUCAAAUCGCCUCGCUCCACUGCCGUGACUACGCAGCAAGGCCAUGUCAAACACAGGUCAGAUGAGCUGAUUGAUGACUUGGAAUAUCAGUUAGGAGAUUCAAACCUCGAGUAUAUACGCGUUUCGGUCAAGUACAACCAUUCAGCAUUCUUUUGCCAAAGUCGAAAUGACAUCAUCGACAACAUAGCAGAAGGCGGCACAAAACUAGAAACGUUUGCUACGGCCAUCGUCAAGCAACAUAAUCACCGAUCACCAUGGUCCCCAAGUCCAGCACCAACAUACAAUCCCAUUGCGAGCAUCAUCCUUGGAAAUUGGGGGCCAUCGAAAGCUCGUAAUGUGAUUCAUCGUAUAUCACCACAAAGGCCCCUCAGGGCGAAGUCCAGGAUGGACUUGUCUUUGGGAGACGAACCAAUGGAUAUGCUGAGCCCUCCGGUAAUUCCUAGGCGAGAGGCAAGCCUCGGUAGAGACGUGACAGUCAGAAAACCAGACGCAAUGUACAAUGGGUGGUCUGCCGGGCGUCGGAGGACGUUGGCAGUGGACUUGGACUGGGGUAGGCCCCGCGCGGAAGAAGUCGCGGAAGAAGGGAAGCGGUGGCCAUCAACUGCAACGUGCCCCGGCGAGGCGGCAACCGGGGCCGGAUUCAAGAAUAGGUUUGCGAAUCAUUUGACCGCAUUGAGAAGCCCGCGCUCGAUAGGCCCGGGCGUUUUGAGAGGCUUGGCAUCUUCAGUCGCCGGCACCCGAGAUGAAGGUCAUGAAGCAGAGAACAGACAGGCGCAUGGAGGAGAGUCCCCUCGCGGCCAGGGAAGAAAGUCAUUCAGCCGUUGGAGUUGGACGAGCUGGUGGUCUUGA
Messenger RNA from Colletotrichum costaricense, 2673 nucleotides. Its product is annotated as ubiquitin-conjugating enzyme. Lineage: Eukaryota; Fungi; Ascomycota; Sordariomycetes; Glomerellales; Glomerellaceae. The coding region runs from base 1 to 2673 and encodes 890 amino acids. The record is from RefSeq and is a predicted model, not a curated record. The transcript has 9 exons.